Phymastichus coffea is the source of this 4788-nucleotide messenger RNA. It is a transcript of the gene mib1, whose product is annotated as E3 ubiquitin-protein ligase MIB1. The record is from RefSeq and is a predicted model, not a curated record. Gene Ontology annotation, cellular component: cytoplasm. Bases 175 to 3306 code for a protein of 1043 amino acids. Lineage: Eukaryota; Metazoa; Arthropoda; Insecta; Hymenoptera; Eulophidae. Gene Ontology annotation, biological process: protein ubiquitination. The transcript has 15 exons. Gene Ontology annotation, molecular function: ubiquitin-protein transferase activity; protein binding; zinc ion binding.
ACGCGUGACGCGGCGAGUAUAGAUCUGGUCUAGAUAGAAAGCAUCAAAGCAUCCAAACCUUUAUCCCCGUUCGCUUAUCUCUAUGGCUCUAGAUAGUCUUCCUCGCUGCAAUAUAUACUUUUUUUAUACGGAUUAGUAUUUUAUAAUUUUAUAGACAGUUGAUUAGCGACAAAAAUGGAAGCUGGUGCGAGUAUAGGAGCUCGUACGACACGAUUUAUGAUGGAAGGUGUCGGUGCUCGAGUGAUUCGUGGGCCUGAAUGGAAAUGGGGAAAACAGGAUGGUGGAGAGGGUCAUGUUGGAACAGUAAGGAACUUUGAAUCACCAGAAGAAGUUGUUGUUGUAUGGGAUAAUGGGACAGCAGCUAAUUACAGAUGUUCUGGUGCAUUUGAUCUGCGCAUUUUGGAUUCAGCCCCAACAGGUGUUAAGCAUGAAGGAACAAUGUGUGACACUUGUCGACAGCAACCUAUUUUUGGAAUUAGAUGGAAGUGUGCAGAAUGCAAUAACUAUGAUUUAUGUUCUAUUUGUUAUCAUGGUGAUAAGCAUCAUUUGCGACAUAGAUUUUAUAGGAUUGCAACACCUGGCAGUGAGAGAGUUCUUUUAGAGCCAAGGAGGAAAAGCAAAAAGAUUGCAAUUCGAGGAAUAUUUCCUGGUGCAAGAGUUGUUAGAGGUGUUGAUUGGCAAUGGGAAGAUCAGGAUGGUGGUAAUGGGAGACGAGGCAAAGUAAAUGAAGUUCAAGAUUGGUCGGCUGCUAGUCCUCGCUCAGCAGCUUAUGUUAUUUGGGAUAAUGGGGCCAAAAAUUUAUAUAGAGUUGGUUUUGAGGGAAUGGCUGAUUUGAAAGUUGUAAAUGAUGCAAAAGGACAAGCUGUCUAUCGAGAUCAUUUACCACUUUUAGGAGAACAAGGACCAGGAAGAGCAGGACCUCAUGGUUUGCAAAUAGGAGACCAGGUUAACGUUGAUUUGGAAUACGAAAUUGUUGAUUCUCUUCAACAUGGUCACGGUGGAUGGACGGAUGGCAUGUUUGAAUGUCUUAGUACAACUGGUACAGUAGUUGGAAUUGACGAAGAUCAUGAUAUUGUGGUAUCCUAUCCAAGUGGAAACCGAUGGACAUUUAACCCAGCUGUUUUGACCAAAGUUCAAAUAUCGAUGCCCCUUAUAAAUGCAACGACCGAUAACCAGUCUUAUACCGUUGGCGAUUUAGUACAGAUUUGUAAUGAUUUAGAUAAAAUUAAGCUAUUACAACGGGGUCAUGGUGAAUGGGCCGAAGCAAUGGCACCGACUUUAGGUAAAAUUGGUAGAGUACAGCAAAUAUAUCACGACGGAGAUCUUAAAGUAGAAGUUUGCAGUACAUCUUGGACUUACAAUCCACUUGCUGUAACAAAAGUAGCAAGUAGUGACGGAACUGUCACCGGCAAUAGUAGCGGAGAGCGGCUGUCGGCACUUUUAAAGAAACUUUUUGAAACGCACGUAUCUGGUGACGUUAACGAGGAACUCGUAAAAACUGCUGCGAAUGGCGAUGCGACGAAAGUUGAAGAAUGCUUGAAGCGCCCGGAAGCCGACGUAAAUGGCAUUUUUGCUGGCUACACUGCUUUGCAAGCAGCAAGUCAGAAUGGUCACUUGGAGGUCAUUAAAAUUCUCUUGCGCUACAAGGCUGACGUAGAAAUCGAGGACAAGGAUGGUGAUAGAGCUGUCCAUCAUGCGGCAUUUGGCGAUGAGCCCGCCGCGAUGGUUUUGUUAGCGGGAGCUGGAGCGGAUUUGAAUGCGCGAAACAAAAGGCGUCAGACAGCUCUGCACACCGCUGUUACUAAAGGCCACGCCGGAGUUGUCCGUACGCUUCUGGAACUCGGCUGCCACCCUAGCCUGCAGGAUUCGGAAGGAGACACGCCACUACACGACGCCAUCUCGAAGAAGCGCGAAGACAUGUUGGCUCAGCUGCUGGAUCAUGGUGCUGACAUUACUCUCACCAACAACAAUGGCUUCAACGCUCUGCACCACGCGGCUCUCCGCGGAAAUCCAAGCGCCAUGCGGAUCCUGCUGUCGAAGCUGCCGCGGCCCUGGAUCGUCGACGAGAAGAAGGACGACGGCUACACGGCGCUGCACCUGGCCGCCCUCAACAACCACGUGGAGGUGGCCGAGCAGCUGGCGCGCGACGGCAAGGCCGACCUCGACCUCCAGAACGUCAAUCUGCAGACGGCCCUGCACCUCGCCGUCGAGCGCCAGCACACGCAGAUCGUCAGGCUGCUGGUGCGCGAGGGCGCCAACCUGAACGUGGCCGACAAGGACGGCGACACGCCGCUGCACGAGGCGCUGCGCCACCACACGCUGUCGCAGCUGCGCCAGCUGCAGGACGUGCAGGACGUGGGCCGGCUGCUGAUGGGCCUGGGCUCGCAGGGCCAGGACAAGAAGAGCAGCUCGUUCAUCGCCUGCUUCCUCGCGGCCCACGGCGCCGACCUCGAGCUCAAGAACAAGAAGGGCCAGACGCCUCUGGACCUCUGCCCCGACCCCAACCUCUGCAAGACCCUCACCACCUGUCACAAGAACAAAAACGAGCACGACAUCGAGAGCGCUGCACCCUCGACCAACAUCGACGAGUGCCUGGUCUGCUCGGACGCCAAGCGCGAGGUGCUGUUCGGGCCCUGCGGACACGUCAGCUGCUGCAACGCCUGCGCGCCCAGAGUCAAGAAGUGCCUGCUCUGCCGCGAGAACGUCGCCAGCCGCAUCAAGAUCGAGGAGUGCGUGGUGUGCUCGGACCGCAAGGCCUCGGUGCUGUUCCGGCCGUGCGGCCACAUGAGCUCGUGCGAGCUGUGCGCCAAGCUGAUGAAGAAGUGCGUGCAGUGCCGCGCGGCCAUCCUGCACAUGUACCCGCUGUCGAUGUGCUGCGGUGGCGGCGGCGACGUCACCUACGUCAAGGGCUGCAACUCCGCCGCAGCGGCGGCGCUGGCAGAGAUGAAGAACGUGGACGUGAGCGGCGAGGACGAGCAGCCGCUCUCGGCCAACGUCAACACGGCGCCGGCGAGCGCGUCGGACGCCGGCCCGGCGCUCGCUCCGACCGCGACCGCGCCGCAGCCGGCCGCGCCGACGGGCACGCUCAUGAACAACGGCAGCCGCGACACCUCCCACACCGACAUCCAGAAGCUGCAGCAGCAGCUGCAGGACAUCAAGGAGCAGACCAUGUGCCCGGUGUGCCUGGACCGCCUCAAGAACAUGAUCUUCCUCUGCGGACACGGCACCUGCCAAAUGUGCGGCGACCAGAUGUCCGAGUGCCCGAUCUGCCGCAAGGCCGUGGACAAGCGCAUUCUGCUCUACUGAGCGGUCCGGCUGGCGUCGCUGGCGCUGCCCGGCCGACCCGAGCGACCCGAGCGACCCGAGCGACCCGAGCGACCCAAGCGAUCCGGAGAGAGAGCCGCAGAAGACUGUUACCGACCUCGGAGCCCGCGUCUCCUGCUUCCAAUCCCCUCGCUUCUUCGACGGCCGGACCAGCUGCGUGCGACAACUUUCCCGAGCCGAAACCACAGUUCUUCCCCUUUGUUGCCACAUUUCUUCGAUUCGCUCUCGGAUAAAGCUGUUUGUUUCUUGUUCUUCUUGUUCGUCGACUAUGAAUGUUGCAACUCGCAAGUGCAAUAAUUUGGCGCCUGCUGGCACAUGUAUAUUUCAUUAUUUUCUUUUGUUUUUGUUCGUUCAACAAAUUAUACAUUGAUAAGUAUACUUUGAUACUUAGACGCUUAUAGUAGCAUAUUAGAAUACAUGACUUUUGGAACUGUCGAUUUUUUCGAAAAUCUAUUGUUUAUAUUUCAUACGUUUUUCCUUUUGGAAUUAGUGCGAUUUUCUCCUAUUUAGGUUGUUACUAAUCAACGUAUAUAAUAAUAAUACCUUAUGGUCGAAUUAUUUCAGCACCUACUGCUUUAUAAAAUGAUUAUAAACAGACCGGAAAAUACACUACUUGCAUUAUAGGUACGAUGACAUUUGUAUUCAAUAGAUCUCUUGAAUCCUAACUUCUAUUCCAAAUGACUGUAGAAAGAAGACAGUAUUUUAACCGCACAAACAUGCUUGAAUCGUUGUAAAGCAUAAAAUUAAAAAUAUUUCUUCUAUUUAUUCAAUGAAUAAUCUUAAUCUCAUCGAUCAACAUACGAGGACAGCACUGAUUAUACAGAUGCUAUUGGCAAAAUCAUAAAUAUGCAAGAUGAAGUAGCCAUUUUCAAUGACGACAAUUUGAUACAUGACUAGCAUUAUUCACGCGUGCGAUACGAGCGAUUUUAAUUAAACUACUGAUUUUUACAGUAGACUAUUUUAAUUAUACUUGAAACACUUCGGAAAAUUAAAUGUCUAUUAAUCAACUAAACUUUUAAUGAUUUUAUAAGCGGUGAUUCGUUAUUCCUAAUGAUUUUUAAAUUCAACAUUGAAUAAUGUUAUCUUAUCGUCGCAAACAUUCAUUAUUUUUAUUAAAUUUUUAUAAGAGCUGUAAGUUAGCAUAGUUAAUUACUGACAGAUUUUAAAAUGUAUCUAACAUUACUUUAGUAUAAUAGUGAUCACUUGUGAAUAUUAUAAUCAUUUCAUUCGGCUAUUAUUUAAUAAGAAAUAAUCAAAAGUCAUUCUUAAUUCAUUUGGCUGUUUUAGAUAGCAUUUAUUUGAUCUAUUUUUAACGUUGUAACUGAUGCUUCGUGCAAAUGCUGUUUUCGAUAUCGUUUGUUCUUAUUUAAUACAUUGAUUUUUGUAUAAUUUUAUGGUUGGGUAAAUUACAUUAAAUGUUAUUGUACAAAGUUAAGAAUAAGUUGAAAGAGGGCAAUAAAGUAU